AAGAAUUCAUUCCAUUUCCGAGCACAUUUUACGAAGCUUCUAUAUAAGUAUAAUAAUCCACCUCCACAUGCACGAAUCAUAAGUUCUUCCUCAUCGCCAUGGUGGCCAGCAAUAGCAACGGCAACGACGAGCCCCGUCAGCGCCAGGUCCAGGCGGAGAUCAGGGACAUGCUCUCAACGCUCACCGGCCGCCUCGCUGCCCUCGGAAGGUCCAUUACGCGCUCCGACGGCGGCGGCGGCGCCGAGCACGGCUUCGGGAUCAUCACGCUCGCCGGCGAGAACAAUGGCGCGAUAAUGAAGGCAGAGAUGGAGGAACUGAUGGACGUGCAGGGCGGCACGUUCGACGACGACAACGGCAUGCUCACUUACGCCAACAGUAACUACCAGGCCGUCAACAACUCCAUUAUCCUCGGCGGGAGCACCAUCGCCGACGACCCCGGCGUCCACGUGGACAUAAAACGCCACAUUGAGGAGGAGGAAGAUGAGGUGGAGGAUGCUCGCGAAAAUAAAGAGGAGAAAAAGAAAAAGGAGAAAGAGGAGAAGAAAAAGAAAAAGAAAAAGAAAAAGGAGGAGGAGGAAGUGGAGGAGGAAGAAGAGGAGGGAGAAGAAGAUGAGGAGAAAGAGGAAGAGGAAGAAGAAGUAGAAGCGGAUUAAUGGUAAAUGUGAAAACAAUUUAAAGAAAAUAAGUCUUUGCCGGUGAAUUUGGAUAUCGCAGAUGAAAGAAUUUAUUUAAAGUUGAUGUCUUGUUUUUUUUCCUUGGAGAUGAUGCACACAUUUGUGUCAUUUUGGAUCUAAUAAAGUAUUGUAUCUUCCCGACGAAAUUGUGAACUGCACUGCGACUCGUGAUAUUGACCAACACUUUGGU
Molecule: messenger RNA, 864 nt
Organism: Zingiber officinale
Lineage: Eukaryota; Viridiplantae; Streptophyta; Magnoliopsida; Zingiberales; Zingiberaceae
Product: 101 kDa malaria antigen-like
Exons: 1
Coding region: 99-653 (184 amino acids)
Source: RefSeq, a predicted model, not a curated record